AUGAAUGACAUAAAACUUCUUGAAAGAAUGCCAGCAAGAAAAACAAAUAUCAAGAUGAAUUUUGUUAUAAAUGGUGUAUUUUCAUUUCCUGAAGAAUGGAGAGUAACUGAUGAAGCAAAUCCUAAUUUAUUUUAAUAUUCAGUUGCAUUUCUUGAUCAAAGAUUGUCAGGUGGGAAAAUAUUACCUAGAGAAUUAACUGAGAAAGAGAAGAGAGAAAUUGAAGAAGCAGAGGCGGCAAAGAAAGCAAAAAAACAACCAAAAAAAGAUGCUAAAAUAGAAGUAAUAUGAAUUAUUAUACAUAGCCUCCUAAAUUAACACCAGAAGAGGAAAAAGAAAAGCUUCUUAAAGAAUAAAUGGAACUGGAAGAAUAAUAGAGACUUAAGGCUGAAUGGGAUGCUUUGACAGAAGAAUAAUAAUUUUAUAGGACUCAAGAGGAUCAAUUCAAAAGUCCAAGCAUAAAGUUUGAUCAGAAUUAAUUUUCUUAAGAAUUAACAGGAUAAAAAUUAGUGAUAUAAUAAGAAAGAGUAAGAGUUGAUAAAGGAGAAUGGAUAUUUUUAUAUAAAUCUCCAAUUCCAGGUGAUGAAGAAGUAGCAAAACUCAAAAAAGCAAAACCUAAAACUUUAAAUAUCAAUGAUUUGAAUAUAAUUGUAUUUAAAGCUUGGAUAGAUUAUAUACCAUUUUAAACUUCAGGAUAGAUUGAAACUAUUCAAAGAAUAAAGUUUACAUAAUAUAUGGAUGAAUAAUCUCCUCCUGAAACACCAAAACCUAAUAUAGAAACUAUGUAUAUGUAUUUAAAAAUCAAUUUAUCUCAACCAAUAACUCCUAUUAGAUAUAUGCCAUAACCAACAUUCUAAGAUUUAAUUCCUUUAGCUCCUGAACCUUAACCAAUACCAUUAAGUUAAUAAUGUAUUGAAGAGUUGAGAAGUGAUUUAUAAGUCAUAAUUGAAUCAUUAGCAAUGGAAUAUUCUAAUAUGUUUUCGAAAGAUCUAAACAAAUAUCAAAAUGAAAAAUAAAGUAAUAUGUUAAUGACUCAUAAGAAAUAAUCACUUUAAUAAAGAAAAGAACACUUUUUAUAUGAUUUCAAUAUAUCUGGAAAAUAUAAAAUUUUAAAGGAAAGAAUAAAAAAGAGUAUAGUUAAGUUAUGCAGAGAUAAGUUUGGUAAAUUUGGUUCAGUAACAGGUAUUUCAACAGAUUAAUCUGAUUAAUUUUAUUCAGAAUUAUAUGUUUUUUUAAUGGAAGAAAUGAGAUAAGUUUUAAUUAAUAUGGUAAGAGAGAAUAAAGAAGCAUUGUAAGAGGAUUUUUCUCAUUUAUUAUCAAAGAAAAAAACUAUUUAGGAUGUUGGAUUUUAAGAAAUUAUAAUAGAAAAAACAAAUGAAACUAGAAAACAAUAACUUGAGAGAUUAUGUUAAGAAUAUGAAAUUUUAAAUAGAACAGAAGAAGUAGAAAAACAUUUAAGAGAUUUAAAUUUAAUAAAUGCAAAAGAUCAAGAUGCAUUAAUGAAAUUUGCAUUCUUCUGUCUUAGAUGUGCAAAAAUAGAAUAAGCAGUAACACUUGUAGAAUAAGCUUUAUCUUUUGAUGGUCAUAAUCAAAAAAAUUAAUUAUUAUUAGCUGGUUUAUAUUAAAAAAGAGAAAAGAUUUCAGAAGCUAAAUUUAUAUUAGAAUUAUUAUUAGAUUAAGAUCCAAAUAAUUUAAUAUAUCAUUUAUUUUACAAUCUUAUUAUAUAAUAAUAAGACUAAGAAUUAGCUGAUUUCAUGAUGCAAAAAGCUGAAAGAAUAUGGCUUAGACAAUUGAAUCUAAUUAAAUAAGAAGGAAUGCAUCAUGAAGAUCCUUAAUUAUUUGAUAUUCCUUGGAUAAAGAUUCCUAUUCCAGUUCCAGAUAAACCUGAAAAAGAUAAGGCUAUUUUAGAAUAAAGAGAAUAAUAAAGAAUUGCUUGGGAGAAUGCUCAUAAUUAACCAUAAUUGACUGAAUAAUAAUAAGAUCAAAUGAUUUUAUAAUUGGUAGAAUUCUUUGAGAAUGCUUGUCUAUUUGAAUAAGCUGAAUAAUCAUUGGGUCUAUUAAAUGAUUAAUCUCAUAAUAAAAUUGCUAUGUUAAGAGCAAAGAUAUUUUUAUAUAAAUCUGAAUAUUCUCAAUGCUUAGAUUUAAUUGAAAAUAUGUUAGGUAUUAUCAUAUAAUAUAUUUAAAGAAUUUAAUCCUGAAAAUUUAGAAAUACGUAUUGAAUAUAUAAAAAUAUUGUUUAAAAGUUAAUCUUUUGAUAAAUGUGAGAAAUAGAUUAAAUUUGUUUUACCAAAUCCAUAAUUGAGAGAAGAUUAGAUUACUUAUUUUAGUAUGUAUUUGAUGUUAGGUUCAAUUUAUAUAAAUGAAAAAUAAUUUGGUAAUGCUAGAGCAGUAUUCACAAAGGCUUGUUAAAUUAAAGAGAAUUCAUCAUUGUCUUGGAUGGGAUUGGGUAUAUCUUCUCAUGAAUGUGGUAAGUAUAAGGAGGCAGAAGAUGCUUUAAGAAUGGCUAAUCUUUAUGAACCUACUAAUGAUACAGUUUGGGGAUAUAUUGCAUUAAAUUGUUUAAAAGAUGGUAAAAGAUUCAGAGAUGCUAAUUCAGCUUUGAAAGAAAUGAAUAAGACAGAUGUAUUAAAUACAAAAUAUUUAAUUAGACUGGUUAAGUAAAUUUAAUGGUUCGUUUAAGCAAAGAAUUUUAUAAUAUUGAAGAAUAUUUAACUGCUAAAGAAUUAUUAUAAAAAGCAAUAAAUUGGGCUAAGAUUUAAGAUAUGUUAUCAGAAGAAAUUAAUCAAUUUGAGAUUUAAUUGGCAGAGACAAAUGAAAAACUUGGAUUACUAUAAUAAGCUAUAGAUAUAUAUUCAGAAAUAUUAAAUGGAGAAUGUGGAUCUUUAGAAGAACACUUAAAAGAAUAAAUAAAUAGAUUACAUUUCCAGAUCAAUAUAAAAUAUUGA
Messenger RNA from Paramecium pentaurelia, 2942 nucleotides. The record is from the annotation of a GenBank genome assembly. Lineage: Eukaryota; Ciliophora; Oligohymenophorea; Peniculida; Parameciidae.